ACUUUUCAUUCACUUUUCACUCAUUUUCUUUCCUUUAACUUUCUUUCUUUCAACAUGCUCCCCUCAUCCAAACAAAGGCGUAGGGUUGAAUCGUAAAUAAACUGAAAACCAAGGGUAAUAUAUAAUCAAACUUUCCCGCCAAUCCCAUUUUUCUCGGAAAAUCAAAUCAAUCAAAUUAAAAUAAUUAAAAAUUAAAAAUCUCUACACUCUAAUUAACUUUAUUUAUUUCUCCACUCACAAUAAAAACUUCAACAUUCUCAUUAUUUUUGAUUUUUGACGCUCCUUUCAUCUUCUCUUCAAAAUUCUCAUUUCCACUUCUUCUUAAGUUCUAUUGCAAGGUUUGAAAAAUGGAUGACAAGAACAAUGUGGUGAACGUUGAUCCUCAUGUAGAGUCACCAACUUCGGUUCUAGAAGAAGAGGAUGUAGAAGUGAAAUCGGAGGAACAGGUGGUUGCAGAUGAUGGGUCUUCUUCGCUUGUGUCGAAAUUAAUGGUGGAGGAGGAAAAGAAGUUACUUAAAGUUCGUGCUAAGGAAGAUGAGGAACCGUGUGAGGAAGCGUCGAAUCUUGAUGAUACACAGUUUAAUAAGUUGGAUGAACUGUUAACACAAACUAAACUCUACUCAGAGUUUCUUUUGGAGAAAAUGGACGAUAUCACAAUGAAUCCGAGUGAACAAGAGAAUGAGGACGAGGAAGAGAGCCAGCCGAGUGUGAAAAAGAAGGGCCGUGGAGCAAAACGAAAGGCGGCUAAACAAUACAAUACUAGGAAAGCUAAAAAGGCAGUUGAAGCCAUGAUUACAAGAUCUAAAGAAAAUCUGAAGACUGAAGAUGUGAAUUUGACUGAAGAAGAAAGAACUGAGAAAGAGCAGAAGGAUCUGAUGCCUUUACUAACUGGUGGAAAAUUGAAGUCUUAUCAACUGAAGGGUGUAAAGUGGUUGAUUUCCUUGUGGCAAAAUGGAUUGAAUGGGAUUCUAGCUGAUCAAAUGGGUCUUGGGAAGACAAUCCAAACAAUUGGCUUUAUUUCUCAUCUAAAAUCAAGAGGAUUGGAUGGGCCAUAUAUGAUAAUUGCUCCUCUAUCAACCCUCUCCAAUUGGGUGAAUGAGUUUUCUAGGUUUACACCAUCGCUCCGUGUUGUUAUCUACCAUGGUAACAAAAAUCAGAGAGAUCAAAUCAGAAGGAAACAUAUGCCUAGAACAGUUGGCCCAGAAUUUCCCAUAGUAAUAACUUCAUAUGAGAUUGCGAUGAAUGAUGCUAGGAAAUGUUUUGCGCCAUACAGUUGGAAAUAUCUUGUUGUGGACGAGGGACACAGGCUCAAAAACUCAAAUUGCAAAUUAGUGAAGUCAUUGAGAUACAUUAAUGUUGACAAUAAACUUCUUUUGACUGGGACACCUCUCCAGAAUAAUUUGGCAGAGCUUUGGUCAUUGCUGAACUUCAUCUUACCUGAUAUAUUCUCAUCACUUCAUGAAUUUGAGAAAUGGUUUAAUCUGUCAGGAAAGUGCACUAAUGGAGCAACAAUGGAAGAAAUGGAAGAGAAAAGAAGAAAUCAAGUGGUAGCCAAGCUUCAUGGAAUUCUUAGGCCAUUUCUUUUGCGUAGGAUGAAGUCUGAUGUUGAGCUAAUGUUGCCGCAUAAAAAAGAGAUAAUUAUUUAUGCUAACAUGACUGAGCAUCAGAAGAGCUUGCAAGAUCAUUUAAUUAACGAGAAACUGGGGGAAUAUUUGGAAACGAAACUAUCAGUUGGACGUGGUGCGACGAAGCUUAAUAAUUUGGUUAUUCAACUUAGGAAAGUCUGUAACCAUCCCGAUCUCUUGGAAUCAGCCUAUGAUGGUUCAUAUUUCUUUCCUCCGGUGAAUGAGAUAAUCGAACAAUGUGGAAAAUUCCACUUGCUCGAUAGAUUGUUGCAGCGGCUAUUUGCACGUAAUCACAAGGUUCUGGUCUUCAGUCAAUGGACUAAAGUGCUAGAUAUAAUGGAAUACUAUUUUAGUGAAAAGGGUUUUGAAGUUUGCAGGAUUGAUGGCUCGGUGAAAUUGGAUGAUAGGAAACGUCAGAUCGAGGACUUCAACGAUACAAACAGCAAUUGCAGAAUCUUUCUUCUUUCUACUAGGGCUGGUGGAUUGGGAAUAAACCUCACUGCAGCUGACACUUGUAUUAUUUAUGACAGUGACUGGAAUCCUCAAAUGGAUUUACAGGCCAUGGAUAGAUGUCAUAGAAUCGGUCAAACAAAGCCUGUUCACGUUUACAGGCUUGCAACUGCACAAUCAGUAGAGGGUCGAAUGUUGAAAAGAGCUUUCAGCAAGUUGAAACUUGAGCAUGUGGUGAUAGAGAAAGGACAAUUUCAUCAGGAGCGUACAACACCUUCCAUUGUGGAUGAAAUGGAGGGAGAGGAUAUUUUGGCAUUGCUUCGAGAUGAAGAAACAGCCGAGGACAAAAUGAUACAGAAAGAUAUCAGUGAUGAAGACCUGGAGAAGCUUUUGGAUCGCAGCGAUCUUGUUAUCAAUAGCUCAACCGAUGAGAAAGCUCCAGUUAGUACCUUUCCCCUUAAAGGGCCUGGAUGGGAGGUGGUGAUUUCUGCUGCGUCUGGCGGCAUGCUUUCCACUCUUAACAGCUAAAUUUUCGUAUCUGUGAAAUUAACUUUUUAUUUCUAAAUAUUUUUAAAAAAAUUCCUUUUUGUGGUAUGAGAUGUAGUUGACUUUUUUAGACGAUCUCAGCCAGUGAUGUCAAUUGUUAGAGGUAAUGUCCUAGAGGGCAUUCAAUUUUGUAAAGUCUACUAACGGAACUAGAUGUAGAAAUGAAGCUACUCAGAGCCAGUGGUCAUGUUUUUUUGCUUAGAACUAUUCACAAAUCCAAUACAUUGGUAUCUACUCAACUUA
Trifolium pratense (red clover) is the source of this 2864-nucleotide messenger RNA. RefSeq names its product ATP-dependent DNA helicase DDM1-like. Gene Ontology annotation, cellular component: nucleus. Gene Ontology annotation, molecular function: DNA binding; ATP-dependent chromatin remodeler activity; ATP binding. The record is from RefSeq and is a predicted model, not a curated record. The transcript is spliced from 16 exons. Lineage: Eukaryota; Viridiplantae; Streptophyta; Magnoliopsida; Fabales; Fabaceae. Bases 348 to 2603 code for a protein of 751 amino acids.